GGUUAAACCAGUUUCAAGAGAGAGUAACCGGUUUCACUCAAAUAGCAGCUUCAUCACUGAGAGAGAUACUGCUGGUGGCCGAGGACGGAGCAAAGACGUUAAACGCCGUCGUCCACACCUCUUCCAUUCUUCUUCCCCCCGCCCCCCUCUCCUUCAGAAUCGAUUGAUUACUUCAUCCAUCAACCAUCAUCGAAGUUUUUUUUUUUUUAAACCUUGCUGCGUUUUGUCAAAAUCAUCUCCAGAGGUGCAAAAUUUAUAAAAUAAAAAAGAAUAGAAGAAAAAGACGCAGAAAGAUGAGGAAAAUUGGUGGGUGUGAUCUAUCAUUGGUCUUAUUAGCAAUCAGCUUUUCCGUACUAUUCGCACCUGUGCUGUCCGAUCUUGUCAUCUCCAAGGUCGAUCGACGUGUUGAUUUGACAUCACAGCACGUCCGCUUAUUUACUACCCUCAAGCUGGAAAACAAUGGAACUGAUAGUGUGUCAGAGGUUUUGCUGCCCUUCCCCGAUCACCAGUCCAAAAAUUUGGCCUUCUUGACGGCAACUACUACUGAAGAGAAAGGGAAAUCAAAAACUUCUUCCCAGGCCCUUCCUAUUAAGGUUGUUAACCCGGAAGGAAUGCCCAUCUCAUUGGCUUGGUAUUCUGCGUCUCUACCCAAGGAAUUGGGUAAAGGGGGGCAGUUGACACUCGAGAUUAGGGCAGUUUUCACGCAUGCACUGCGACCAUUCCCUGAGAAGAUCACUCAAGCUGAUGCCCAGCUUGUGGUGUUCCAGGAUAGUGCUUAUUAUCUCUCUCCUUAUGCGGUCAAGGCACAGUCCUUUACUGUUAAGUUGCCUGAGCCAAGGGUUGAAUCAUAUACAAAGCUUGAGAAUGCAAAGCUUUCUGGUUCAGAAAUCAAAUAUGGACCUUAUGAGAAUAUUCCACCUUUCUCGUACACCCCGAUAGUGGUUCAUUUUGCUAGCAAUGGACCUUUUGCUGUUGCUAAAGACUUGGUGCGUGAGAUAGAGAUUUCCCACUGGGGUAAUGUGCAAAUCACAGAGCACUACAAUCUAAUCCAUGCUGGUGCAGAGAGCAUUGGCGAGUUUUCAAGGCUAGACUAUCAGGCUCGACCUUAUCUAAGAGGUGCAUCAGCAUUCAGGCAUCUUAUUGCCAGAUUACCCCCGAGGGCUCACUCUGUUUAUUAUAGGGAUGAGAUCGGCAAUAUCUCAACAUCUAACUUAUGGGGUGAUUCGACUAAGACCCUGCUGGAAAUCGAACCCAGGUAUCCAUUGUUUGGUGGCUGGAAAACUUCUUUUACCAUUGGCUAUGGCCUUCCCCUUCAUGACUUCUUGUUUCAGUCAGAGGGACAACGUUUUCUAAAUAUCUCUUUUGGCUCUCCAAUGAAUGAGUUGUUGAUUGACAAUCUCAUUGUGAAGGUUAUCUUACCAGAGGGUUCAAAAGACAUAACUGUUUCUGUGCCAUUUCCUAUCAAAGAGUGGCAAGAGAUGAAGUUUUCCCAUUUGGAUAUGGUUGGUAGACCAGUAGUUGUUUUGGAAAAGACAAAUGUCGUCCCAGAGCACAACCAAUAUUUUCAGGUCAAAUACAGAUUCAACAAUCUUUCUUUGUUUCGGGAGCCAUUGAUGUUAAUCUCUGGGUUUUUCUUCCUUUUUGUUGCUUGCAUAAUCUACACGCAUGCUGACUUCACAAUAUCGAAGUCUUCAGCUUCCUAUGUAGCAAAAUUGCAAUGGGAUGAGGUACAAACUGCUAUUCAGCAGUUCCAGGGUGUUAUGAGCAGAUGUUUGGCAAUCCAUGAUAAGCUGGAAGCAUCACUCCGUGAUCUUUCUAGGACUGGUGAUGCUCAAGCUUGCAAAGCUGCACGAAAAGCGGCUGACAGUUCACUGAAGGAGCUUUCCAAGGAGUUGACUUUGCUAGCAUUCUUGCAGUCUUCUCCACAGGCUGCUCAGAUUCUGCCCAAGGUGGAUGAACUGGUUGUCAAAGAGAAAGAACUCCAGGAAAAGCUCAUGUUAAAACACUCCAUAGUAGUUGAUGCUUUUGAGAAAAGGUCUGGCGGACGGGAUACCGAGAGCCGUGUGGCUUCAAUCCAGCAGAAAAUUACAGCAUUGAGACUGGAAGUUGAUGAUCUUCUUGAGGUGAUUGAUGAGAUAUAGUCCUUUGGAGAACAGACAUAAGCCUGAAGUGGUUUCCUCAACUUGAAGAUCUUUGCCUCCGCUUACAAUGGGUUGGAUCAAAAAAAGUUUUGCAUUAACUAGGGACAUUAUGUAUUUGACGGGCUAACAUUCAGUUUACUGGUGUCAUUUUUCCAUAGUGGAUAUUGUCUUCAGUAAGGUGAUACAUGACUUUAUAAUUGAAGCUAUGGCUGCCAUGAUAUGAUGUCUUAAUUAGUAUUAGUAUUGUUCUU
This is a messenger RNA of Coffea eugenioides, 2392 nucleotides long. RefSeq names its product dolichyl-diphosphooligosaccharide--protein glycosyltransferase subunit 1A. Gene Ontology annotation, cellular component: membrane; oligosaccharyltransferase complex. Lineage: Eukaryota; Viridiplantae; Streptophyta; Magnoliopsida; Gentianales; Rubiaceae. The record is from RefSeq and is a predicted model, not a curated record.